This is a messenger RNA of Notolabrus celidotus (New Zealand spotty), 1224 nucleotides long. It is a transcript of the gene ggcta, whose product is annotated as gamma-glutamylcyclotransferase a. The coding region runs from base 145 to 684 and encodes 179 amino acids. The transcript has 4 exons. The record is from RefSeq and is a predicted model, not a curated record. Gene Ontology annotation, molecular function: gamma-glutamylcyclotransferase activity. Lineage: Eukaryota; Metazoa; Chordata; Actinopteri; Labriformes; Labridae.
GAUAAUGCAUGCACUGGCAACAACCGUCCACUGAUCACAGUCAAGGCAGCACAUCAGUAAACCUGCUUUUGCAUAUUGGCAGGAUUUAGGUGUGCUCUUAUAUUCUCGUAUAACCGGUAGCUCACCACGAGGAUAAAGAGAAAGAUGUCUGCUGCUGCCAAAGGUCUGUUCAUGUAUUUCGCUUUUGGGAGCAACUUGCUGAAGGAAAGACUGCAACUGGCAAACCCCUCGGCGACAUUUCUCACCACCGGUCGAUUGAAGGACUACGAGUUGAACUUUGGCUUGUGGGAACAACAUGUGGAGAACAGUUGGCAUGGUGGAGUGGCCACAAUCCAGUCUGUUCCAGGCAGCGAAGUGUGGGGGGUGAUCUGGACUUUGAGCAACGAAAACCUCUCAAGUUUAGACAAACAAGAAGGGGUGAGCCAGGGACUGUACUCUCCACUGGAAGUUUUAGUGGAGACUGAUGAAGGGCCGAUGUCUUGCAGGACUUAUCAGAUGAACAAUUUCCACCCCUGUCCUCCCUCUCCUCAGUAUAAAGAGGUGGUGUGUCUGGGUGCAGAGCAAAAUGGACUCCCAGUGGAGUACUUGAAGAGGCUGGAUGCAGUUCAAACCAACAACUACAGCGGCCCUUCCAUUCUUGAUCAAAUCAGACCUGUAAUGAUGAAAAACUCCGAAAAAAUCUAGACUUUGGAAGCAUUUGAUGACAAAAACACCUCCACACAAACUCAGCUUUAAAUGCUGUUCCAAAAACAAGAGGAGCAGAAUCGAGUCAUGCGAACAGAAUUGCUACUAAGUUACCACUGUGGCUGCUUACAAUGAUUUUUUGUUACCUUUUCUAGUCAUGGUCAACUUUCUUGCAGUGUCAUGGGCUUCUAAAAGCAUUUCAGUGUAAGUUAUUGCUUUUAUCGUUUAAUAGUUGAAUGAUCAUAGAUAGUGAAAACAAUGAGGAUUGUACAAAUGAGGAUGACGAAAUAAAUCUGCAUAAAUCCAUUCUAGAUCAAGACUUAAUUAUUUGACUAUUGACUUGAAUAGGCGCCACUGUUACCCUGAAGUAGGUAAAAAAAAAAAAGCACUGAUAUGACAUGUUUGGCUGGGCCCAACAUUUCCUUUAACUUUGACGUACCAUGCAGCAGUUCAUGCGAGAAGUAUGUUGACAAAUGCACACCAUUCGAGAAACUGAAAUGAAAUGUAUGAUGGGGGGGAUAUUAAACAUUGUCAGCCUUA